Messenger RNA from Prosopis cineraria, 928 nucleotides. RefSeq lists its product as uncharacterized. The transcript has a single exon. NCBI's taxonomy places the organism in Eukaryota, Viridiplantae, Streptophyta, Magnoliopsida, Fabales, Fabaceae. The annotation marks the transcript as partial. The record is from RefSeq and is a predicted model, not a curated record.
AUUUCUCGGAAAAUGAGUUCAAGGCAUCGACCAUUAUUCGCCUGCAUUACAUCAAUCUUAGCAAUGGCUGACAUUGCCUCAAGAAAAGCUCAAGAUCUCAAUGGACCAUUAGGUUCAACAUUCAGAGCAACAGCAAAAUUGGCUAAAUUUGCGAGUCCUCUCAUUAUCAUCAUGAAAUAUCAAUGCCUAAUCAUCAUCUUCAUCCUCGAUUACCAGUUUCUGGCGGCCAAAAAGACGAUCGAGAUAUUUUGGCCUUCCGCAUCACGCGUGUUCGACAAGAUCGAAGAAAUUGUAGUCAUGAUAGAGUCCUUGCCUGAGAAAUUCGAUGACACGGUGGGCAAAUUCCCGGCAAUGAUCUGCCAGUUCACAUUCUCAAUGAGACAAUGGUCAUUGCUUCAUUUGAUUUCAUGGUUGAAUUGGUUGGUGUCCACGUUGAAUCAGAUGGAACAGGAAAAUUCGAGGAUGAAAGAGAUAGCAAUUGAUAAUCGAAAUAUUCAGCUUGUAUCAUCAGAAUCAGAAUCUUUAUAUACAAUUGAAAGUUUCUGCUCUGCAGCACAGUGUUUUCCAGCUGAGAGCUAUAAGGAUGUGGAAAAGAUAUUGGAACGGAUUCACGAUGAUGAAAGUGAAAGAGAAAGAGAAAGAGAAGAGAAUAAAAAUAUACAUAGGAGUGGAAGUAUUGUGAAAUUUAAAGAUACUGGAAAGCAAGUAAUCAGGCAAGAAGAAGAACAUCCGAUUCUUCAAUUGUUUGAGUCUAAAUGGCUAUCACAUUAGGGUUUAAUUUAUAAUGCCCUCGUAUCGUUUAUGAGAAGAUAUAAACACGUGUCUUUUUUCUCUCAUGCAAAUCAUGCAACUUACAGGGGAGAAUCAAAACUUGGUUAUCAUGAAGUGAUGUUUGCCACCUUUAAGAUGAAGCGAAACUCUAGCAAGC